Molecule: messenger RNA, 978 nt
Organism: Vigna unguiculata (cowpea)
Lineage: Eukaryota; Viridiplantae; Streptophyta; Magnoliopsida; Fabales; Fabaceae
Product: polyadenylate-binding protein 2-like
Molecular function (GO): poly(A) binding
Source: RefSeq, a predicted model, not a curated record
UACUCUCUCACACUGACACUCUCACAGGUUGAAGGGAGAGGGGGGAAGCAAAGCAAAGGGUGGGGUGCAGGUCUUCCUCUUUCGCGGAGCCAUGGAAAACGAUGACGACGUUGACAUGCACGCAGCUGACGCCAACGAAGAAUUGGAUGACAUGAAGAAGCGCUUGAAAGAGAUGGAGGAUGAAGCUGCUGCGUUGCGAGAGAUGCAGGCCAAGGUCGAGAAGGAAAUGGGAUCUGUUCAAGAUCCUGCAACUGCUUCCGCAAGUCAGGCCAACAGAGAGGAAAUAGAUGCUCGAUCAGUCUUUGUAGGCAAUGUGGACUAUUCAUGCACUCCUGAAGAAGUGCAACAGCAUUUUCAGUCUUGUGGAACAGUAAACAGAGUCACCAUUCGAACUGAUAAGUUUGGCCAACCCAAGGGUUAUGCUUAUGUUGAGUUCCUUGAGGUGGAGGCUGUUCAGGAGGCCCUUUCCUUGAAUGAAUCUGAACUUCAUGGACGCCAAUUAAAGGUGACAGCUAAAAGGACCAAUAUACCAGGGAUGAAACAGUAUCGUUCUCGCCAGUCGAAUCCUUACGCGGGAGGCUUUCGAGGCAGAACCCCAUAUGCACCUCCCUUUAUCUAUUCUCCAUAUGGAUAUGGAAAGGUCCCAAGGUUCAGAAUGGCAAUGCGCUACAGCCCCUACUAUUAACUGUCCAAUUCGGGUAGGAUGAACUAAACUAAAUGACACCCUUCUACUCCUUUGUAGUUUCAUGGUCAGAGUUUUUGCCAUUGAACAUGGGGGAGGGAAAAUCCAACCAGUUCUGUGUGAGGAUUAAGCGUUUACUUAUCAGCCAACCUUGUAAAAUUCUGGUGUUUGCACUUGCUUUGCUUUGGUAUUGUUAUAUUAUAUUGGAUUACGUUGGUGUAAAAGUUUCCUUCGCAAGUGUGAUUAAUACAUGGGUUUUGGGUUUUAUCCAAUUUUCUCAUUCGUGCUCUUUGUAA